UGACCUGGUUUUACGAGCAUUGUUGGCAGAGAUCGAUUCAGCUGCAUCGUCGUUGUUUGUUCUGUUUUCUAUUUUUGUGUACGCGAGAAAGUUUUCCCUAACGAGCGACAUACAACGAGUGCAACAAAUUCUACACAUGUCGAUCGGGGUGAAUUUACGUGUGACGGGCCACACGUCAAUCGGUGGCCGCAAAUACCAGGAAGACUACUUUUCCGUCGCCUAUCAGCAAACGGAGAAUGACCAAAAUCUGGAGUACGCGUACUUUGGAAUUUACGACGGGCAUGGUGGCGCGGAAGCGUCCCUCUACGCCAAGGAGCAUCUGAUGAAUACGAUAGUGAGCCAGAAGCUGUUCUGGUCGGAAAAUGAUGAUGAUGUGUUGAAAUCAAUACGCGAAGGUUACAUCCAGACACACUAUUCGAUGUGGCGCGAGCAAGAGAAAUGGCCAAAAACGUCGUCCGGAUUGCCGAGCACAGCGGGAACGACGGCCAGCAUUGCGUUUAUAAGACGGGGCAAAAUUUACAUCGGUCACGUAGGAGACUCUGGCAUCGUGUUGGGUUACCAGAACGAUAAGGAAUCGGCAAACGAUGGGCGCUGGGUGGCAACACCGCUCACCGAAGACCACAAACCGGAAAGCUACGCAGAAAAGAUGCGUAUUAUGAGUUGUGGCGGUAAGGUAGUUACCAAAUCGGGCGUGCCACGUGUGGUAUGGAAUCGGCCACGCAUUGGCCACAAGGGACCGGUGCGGAGGAGCACACCGAUCGACGAAAUACCGUUUCUAGCCGUCGCCCGAAGUCUGGGCGACUUGUGGAGCUAUAAUUCGGCAAUGGAUGAGUUUGUCGUGAGUCCCGUGCCCGACGUCUCGGUCAUUGAGAUUGAUCCGAAAAAGUACAGGUGUCUCAUAUUCGGAUCCGAUGGCUUGUGGAACGUGAUGUCACCGAAAAAUGCGGUGGACAUUGUUCGGAAUGCUGAAAUGGAAAACGUACGCAUUGCCUUGGAGGGUGGAAACGAGUGGAAAAAUCCCAGCAAAUUGUUAGUCAACGAAGCACUGGACCGGUGGAGUCGCAGUAACAUGAAGGCAGAUAAUACUUCCGUCGUUAUCAUUAUGCUUGACCCUCCUGGGCCACCGAAGCGAGAUGUGUUGAAAUCGGUCAAAGAUACGAUGCAGCACGCUGCAAACGAUCAGCCUCAUGCGGGUACAGGAGCAGCGGGCAGCAAUAUUAUCCACCUAUUCGACUGCAUCACACGGGGCGAGUCGAUGCCUGCGAUGUCGGAGGAGCUUUCUCGCCGAGAACUGCCGGCCCUGGCUGAUGCAAGGUUUGAUAGGAUGCAUCAUAAUCUAGAUGCACAGCACCACUAUCAUCAUCCACACCACAGCACGGAAGAAUACUGCGAAUCGGAAAGUCAUACUAACGAUCACAGCGCGCUGCACCAGCCGCAUCCGGACCAACAUCACCAACUGUCCCAUCUACAAGCUGCUGAUCCGUACAAUCAAUCCGCCGUUCCAUCUACCUCUUACCAUCAGGACCUUGCCUACUCGGACAGCUUUGCCGAAUCGUACAAUUCGCUGCUAAAUAGGAGCUUUGAAAACACGGACCACUCUUACACAUCACUCUUUCACCCCGUCACGGAGCACGGCCUCGAAGCCGAGGAUGUCGCUGAAUCGUACCGCAAUAAGGCCACCAUGGUAGAGGGUGUGGCGCCCGAGGAGGACGACGAAACGAUGUUUGAUUACUCUGGCGGAUCGUCAGACGAUGAACUAAUAGCCGCAAACACGGCGAGUGAUUCCUCCUACUCGUUGACCAACUUACAAACCAAAUCGGAACGAUUGCGGGCAGAAAUGCUAGAAUCGUGCAGCUCUCCGGAUGCAUAUUACCGUCAGCAGCAACCACGAAACGAGCCAAGUGGUUACGCGACAGGAAAUUUAGCGAUUAUUGAGCAUUUUCACAACUAUCACCAUGCACCGCAUGGUGAGUACGGCGAGCAUCACACUACCCACGGCCGUACCGAUUCGCAGGAAAACGAAGGUGAAUCGAACCGCAUUGAAACGAUUGGCGGAGCGAUGCGAAGUUUAACGCACCACGGUUUGCACCAAUACCAAAUGGAGUUGGAUGAGCAUUAUCACCAGCAGCAGCAGCACAGUGACUCACACUAUCAACCACACGGCUUUCCGCACGCUACCGCUUACCAGAUGGAACGCUACGAUUACAGGCACACGGUCAACAACAAUGAAACGAUAGUGCCUUGCGAAGCAACGUGCAGCAAGUAUACGUCGAAGGACAAAGCACAUCCCGUCUUGGAACCAACGGUGGUGCAACACCGGAACGAUGAACUCAUACCGGCCGAACAUUCCCGCGCGAAUGAAGGCGAGGAGGAAGACAGCUCAUCGUCGGAUGGACCGGCCCAGCACCAGAUCAUUGCCAUCCACGGUCAUCGCAUCCAAAUAAACGAGGUUUCGUCGUCGUACGUCGGUACCGCUGCCUGUGCGUCGCAGAUGCUGCUGGGAAGCUCGGACAGCGAAAGCACCACCAGCACAACCAGCCACGGAGACAGUGGCGAUGAAGAGAACAGUGCCUCAUCAACAACUAAUGCUGCGGCCGGCGUGAAGCAGAUGGUGCUGCCAGUGCUGGUGAAACAACGCCCAAGAAAACCCGGACCAUCGUCACGCGUAAUAACGAUUUUCUACGAAACACGCAGCAGUCGGCGUCAGUCGCGAGCGCGAAAUCAAACAUCAAACAGUUUUGCUGAUUGCAGUCGCAAAAGGGUGGACUUGAAACCUACCUCGUUUGGCGGUAUAGUAAAGCGACGAAAAGCGUCCACCGUUAUGCGUGCCACCAGCAUGGUCCAUCCCGACAACGGUUCACCGACCGCUGGUACCGAUACGUUCGUGCGCAGAGCAUUACGCUCGAACGGAAUGAUAGUGAAUUCUGCCAGACACGUGCUAACUGGCCCUGGGCAUCGCGAUAAUGUCGUCGGCGAUGCUGCACGCAGCAUAGCAAUGCGGGCUGUAGGUCAAACGCACCAACGGCAAGGAUUGUUACUGAACCAUCUGGUAAGCUCAACCACUGCGCCCAAUCGUUGUCUUGCAAUGCACUCAAUCAAGGCUAAACCGAGCGUGAUUGCUGCGGACGAUCGAACUCGAAUAAGCAGAAGCGGAUGCAGCACGAGGCGCAUGAAGCUGGAUGAUGAACUGCAGCGGCAAAUGCAAGCAAGCAAAGGGAAAGCAAUCGCCUGCAGUGGAAUUGAUUUGAUGGAAAGAUCCAAACGAACGAAACAGCUAAGACGUGCCCAAUGACCGAAAGCGUAGGGAACGCUGGAUCGAUCAAUCCCAUCCCGUGGCAAUAGGUGUGUGUGUAGUAGUAGUACUAGUAGUUUGGCGAUAACGUAGGAAUAGUAGGUUAAACAAAAGUUAAACAAAAAAAAAAGAAUGUAGAAGAAAGGGCUGUGAGCAAUCAUAUUUCGUCUGUAUCUCACCUUCUCAUUUAUUACGUGCGAUUAAUGCGCAAAACUUCAUAAUUUCGUUCUCAUCAUUCUAACACAACUUUCCUUCUUCUGUUUGAAAUUCCCCCUGCUAUUUGAAUUAGCCUAUUGUGCCGGUUGAGUGUGAAAAAGCAUAAUCCCAACAGUGAUUUUUGUUUUGUCGUUGUAAAAACCACAUCCCAGAAUUAGGGGAAAAUUGUCAAUUUAAUCAUUUCAAAUCAUUUCAACAUCUUGUUCCUACCGGUGGCAUGCUUUUUAUUGAUAGUGCACUUCCAUAAUGUGUGUAUAGCAUAAUUUAUCCCCAUUUAGAGUACAAUUUUGUUUUAUGUUUUUUUUUCUUCAUGCGUUUGAUAAAAUAAUCCCAUUUUGUUUUUUACAUACAUAAUGUUCGUUUUUGCUAUGUAAGUUAUAAAUUAACAGAUUCUAUAGAGCAAUCGAUACAUCAGUUUAUGUGUAGUAGGGUUAAGGGGGGCGGGGGUGGAUAAUAUAUAUUUUUGGAACCGUGCAAAAACACACACACAAAUCUUACAGGCAAAUAGUACAAUGGAUUGAAAAGAGACAGGUAAAACACACAACUCGCGCACCGUGAUGAUAGUGCGUGAGUUCUGUAGUGCAUUUUCUUGUAGUAGAGAGGCUAAUUGGUAAAUUGUUACGCAAAUGUAUGUGCAAACCCUAGGCCAAAGUAGAAACGAAAAUGUUUUAGGUUCAAAAAGUGCCUCGACUGUGGUAGAGAAUUGGCAAACUGGUGAGGUAAUAUCUCAGGUGGUCCGAUCAUCCAAAACCUUACGCAGAUUCACAGUCGUUAUUUAGCGCAAUUUCAUCAGCAUGUGUGCAAACUUACGAUAAUUACGAUUUAUUUUGGUAUACAUUUCCUAUAGAGCACCUUCAAAUUGUUGCUGGAAUACCGUUCGCUCGUAACGUUUUCCAUUUGGUCAGAAAUUGUGUAUGCGCAGGUGGAAAAGUAGCUCUUUUAUUGACUGCCGGUGUUUAAGCAAUUGAAACUACAAUCUUUGGUGUGGAUUGUGAAUCUAUGUAUAUUCGGAAAUUAUGUAAAGACAUAGCAAAUAACGAUAAUGUCUCAACUAUCAAAAGAGAGCGGAGCAGUACCCACCCGUAGCUAUAAAAAAAGUGUUUUGUGCAAGCGUAUUGGAAGCAAAGUGUUUUUCUGUUUCUAUUUUAAUGGUCAGAAAAUAAAUAUUUUAAACUAAAAAAUGUAUUUCUUUCCACGG
Messenger RNA from Anopheles coluzzii, 4706 nucleotides. RefSeq lists its product as uncharacterized. Gene Ontology annotation, cellular component: nucleus; cytosol. The coding region runs from base 137 to 3292 and encodes 1051 amino acids. The record is from RefSeq and is a predicted model, not a curated record. Gene Ontology annotation, biological process: protein dephosphorylation. The transcript is spliced from 3 exons. Lineage: Eukaryota; Metazoa; Arthropoda; Insecta; Diptera; Culicidae. Gene Ontology annotation, molecular function: cation binding; mitogen-activated protein kinase binding; protein serine/threonine phosphatase activity.